Erigeron canadensis is the source of this 1455-nucleotide messenger RNA. RefSeq names its product vacuolar protein sorting-associated protein 26C. Gene Ontology annotation, cellular component: endosome. Bases 141 to 1079 code for a protein of 312 amino acids. The record is from RefSeq and is a predicted model, not a curated record. Gene Ontology annotation, biological process: intracellular protein transport. The transcript has 11 exons. Lineage: Eukaryota; Viridiplantae; Streptophyta; Magnoliopsida; Asterales; Asteraceae.
AAAAAAAAAAAAAAAAAAGUAACAACUGACGAGUAUAACGGUGUUGAAGUGAAGUACGCGGGGUAGCCAAAAUCGAUUGAUCGAUCGAUCGAUCAUCACCAAGGAAGGAAGUCGUGUUUUGCUUCUUCUUUUUAUGAAAAAUGUUUAUUGAAAUAAAACUCUCCCGUUCCAAUCGAACUUAUCGCCCAGAUGAAGCAAUUGAGGGAAAAAUAAUCACCAAAUUCCCUUCUUCUGUUUCCCACCGUGGUAUUCAUCUUACUGCUAAUGCUUCUGUUAAUUUGCAGGUUCGUGGAGGUUCAGCUGGAAUUAUUGAAUCAAUUUAUGGUGUUCUUAAGCCUAUUCCUAUUCUGAAGAGGAGCAUGGAGGUUCAACCUUCGGGAAAGAUCAGUGCAGGCACUUCUCAGAUACCAUUUUCUAUGAUUCUUAAAAAUGGAGAAACAGAAGAGAAAUUCUACGAUACUUUCCAUGGAGCAAACAUUAGCAUCCAGUAUCUGCUAAAUGUAGAUGUUGUGAGAGGAUAUCUACAUAAAACAUUGUCUGCUACGGUGGAGUUUAUAAUUGAAAGUGAAUUAGCUGGUCUACCCGAGAAGCCCAUUUCCCCCGAAAUGGUCUUCUUUUAUAUCACUCAAGACACACAAAGGCACGCAUUGCUUCCUGAACUGAGAUCAGGUGGCUUUAAGGUAUCCGGUAGAAUUUGUACUCAGUGCCUUCUAUCAGAUUCUUUAGUGGGAGAGCUAACAGUUGAAGCAUCUGCAGUUCCUAUUUACUCCAUUGAAAUUCACCUGCUCCGUGUAGAGUCAAUUAUGGUUGGGGAAAAGAUAGCGACAGAAACAUCUACAGUUCAGACUACUCAGAUAGCAGAUGGAGAUGUCUGCCGUAAUUUGUCUCUGCCUAUUUAUGUCAUGCUUCCCCGACUUUUGACAUGCCCAACUGUAUUUGCUGGACCAUUCUCAAUUGAGUUCAAGGUCACCAUCCUUAUUACAUUUCAGACUGAAUUGUACAACGUGCAGCAAAAAUCUGAUCCAAAAGCUUUUAGAAAAUGGGUUGCAAUGGAAAGCCUUCCGUUGGAGCUGAUUUAAUCAACGGAAAUGAAUUUGUAAUAUCAUAACUUACAAUGUUGAGUUUUAUAUGGAAAAUUUUAUCGGAACAAAUCAAACGGCUGCUGGUGAGGAGUGACCAAAAUGGCGUUGUUUGUAAUAUUAUAACUUACAAUGUUCAGUUUUAGGGUUGUAGUGUAAUUCAGCAAAACAGAUGCACAUAUAUCACACUGACGUCUUAUCUGCAUAGGUCAUGUACAACAAUUGUGUUUUUGAAUCUUCUAUUUUGUGUAAGUAUUGUUCGGAAGGGUAUCACUUUUAUGAAUGAAAUAAAAUUUGAGUUCAAGUGAAAUGUACUCGUUGGUGUGUAAAAGUAAUUGCGAAGAAAUAACAUGCACAUUUCGCUUUGUUUCAUAAA